UCCUCAAGCACCCCCAAAGAAUCUGUUUCAACCUCCAAUUCCUGAUAACCCUUCUCAACAACCCAGCCAACAGAGAAGUGAACCGCCUUCAUCUCAGCGUCUAAAGCCGAAGAUGCCAAAAGAGGGAAUUGAAAAGCAGCUUCCAUCUUGCCCGACCUGGAUCUUAACACAGCACCGCCGGACGCCCCCUCAGAAGAAAAGGAAGCAUCGAUGUUCAAUUUGUACUCCAGAUCAGGCAUGAGCGAAGGAGAAUAUAGUGCUCCUUGAUCUUCUAACAGCCUUAAAAGCAGAUGAAAUGGUGAAUCUGCCAUCUUUUUCAGGAUGUUGUUCACCUCAUGAACCUCUUCAUGCGCAAAAAUAUUCUGAAAAUACUCCUCUGCAGCAACGCCAAUGGAUUCUGAAUCAGUGCACAAUCUACCAGCCUUGUCUUUAAUUGCAGAUAAGAAUUGCAUCCUUCUUCUUAUAUUUACAUAUGCAUGAUAAAAUUUAGUAUUAGCAUCCCCAUCUUUCAGCCACCUAAUAUGUGCUCUUUGCCUCCAAAACUCAUUUUCCUGUUUAUGUCUAGUAAGAAGUAAAGCUUGUUUGAAGGACCAGUCCUCUCUGUGAGCCUCAGUAGGAUCUGAAUCAAAUAAAACCUCUGCUGCAGUAACCUCCUCUUCCAACCUUUUGAUAUCUUGAAAGAUAUCCCCAAAAAUAUCUCUAUUCCAUAUCUUAAGAGACUUUUUAAGAUGGUGAAGUUUAUUGUACAGCCCUCUCAUUCCUCCAGUAGUAGCACAUUCAUUCCAAAAUUUGGUAACAACUUCUAAAAAAUUUGGAUGUGAAAUCCAAAUAUUUUGAAAUUUAAAAGAUUUAGGACCCACCAAAACCUGAUUUUUGCACUGUAAUAGGAUUGGAGAAUGGUCAGAAGAGGCCUUGUUGAGAUGACUGAUCUGGAUAGUAUCAUAUUGGUCCAGGAAAGAAGAGUUAAACAACAAUCUGUCCAAUCUACGCCACACCCUUCCAUUGGCUCUAACCCCAGACCAGGUGAAGGGAGAUCCAAGAUAAGAUGCCAAAUUUGCAAGUAGCUCAGAAUCAGUUUGGACCGAAGAAUAGCUCAAAAACUAUUCUUUUUAUUAAUCAUCUUUAGAAUUGAAGAAUCUGUCCAAAUUGGACUGCAAAUUGGCUUGAUUCAGAUAAUCACCUUUGGACAAAAAUGGGCGGCUUUGAGAUAUACAGAGAAUUCGACCAAGUCAGUUUAGAGGGUGCGAAGGUGACUGAUUUCUUCACUGUCGCAUGGGGAUUGACCAUAAUCUUGGCGUCGAACGUCUUGGUAGCGCUGGCGGAUAGUGUGGCAGUGAUAUUUGUUUCCGGCAACCAACUUCUCGGCCAUGGAAAAAAGAUGGAAAGAUGAGAAAGAAAAAGGGGAUUAUAGAAGGCAAGAGAUGGGUGUCAUCAGGAAAGAAACGAAAAUCCUAUUGUUACACAAAAUCCAUACACACACAUACACACUAUAAAUAAUCCAAAAAAAAUUUACCCCCCUUUCCCCACCUCAGCCAAUUCCACACGUGCACACAUCCAAAAAAUCUCUCCCGCUCCCAAAAAAAUCUCCCGCAUCCCACCACCCCCCCUCGCGCAUCCCACCUGCCCCUUCGCCCAUCACACUUCCCAAACCCCGUCGCCAACCUUCUCCCUUCAACGAAGGGUUCCUCGCCGGCGCCAACCAUCCACGAACUGUCGCCGCCGCUAACCAUCCACGAACCCUCGACGCCGCUAACCAUCCACGAACCCUCGUCGCCGCUAACCCUCCACCCUCGUCGCCACUAACCCUCCACGCACAGUCGUCGCCACGAACCCUCCUCCCGCCGACCUCCGUUUCAGUUGACAAUGGUCCGAACCCCGCUAUCAACCAUGACUGAAAGGGCACUUGAACUUAAGAUUCCAUUGAGCAAGCAUUUCCCUGCACAGUAUUCUAUGUGUUCUGACUACAAAUGUGCCAGGAAGUGCAUUACCGACAUGUUGUCUAAGAAAGAAUUGUCAACAUUCCGGAACACACCGUGGGGUCACCUUUUGGAUAUACCGGACAUUCAGUUUUGUGCCCAAAUUGUGCACAUGUUGCUCUUACGCCUUGUGAAGCAACAGCCUGAAGAUGAGCUCUGGUUCAAUGUGGAGGGUAAAAUUGUAGAAUUCACAUACAAUGAUUUCUGCCGCAUUACCGGAUUACCAGUGGCAGCCCCCAGACCUGUCGUGGCCGAAGAAGUUGAAGAAAAUUCUGAUGAACAGGCUGAAGAAGUGGAAGAACCUGGGGAGGUUGCUACCACAUACUUUAAAGGAUCUUUGGAUAUCACUUACUUGCAGUUGAUGGAGAGGGUUCAAAUGGUGCGUCCUACUAGAAAAGGCAGAGCGAUGCUAGGUGUGAAGCUUGCAUCCUUGUACAUGACUGAGAACGUAUUGCUCGGAAGAGACAGGUCAACAAGGAUUAGCAGGAGGUCUAUUCAGCUGGUAAAUGACUUUGAGGAGUUCAAGAAGGAGCCGUGGUCCAGAGACGCCUACCAUUCGCUGGUAACCGAUUUAAAGAAGCUUCUUGAUGGCCAGGAACAGAAGUUUUUCGACAAUAAAGCUAACAACCCUGAUUACAAAAAUGCAAAGUUCUCGGUCUACGGUUUCCCAUUGGUCCUACAGGUGUGGGCAUAUGAAAACUUACCUAAUUUUGGGGAACAUUUUGGCACACGUGUUGGUAAUCAUGAAGUCCCAAUAUUGAAUUGGUCAUGUCAUGGGAAAUUUCGGGCCUCUACGAUACGGAAUAUUUGCUUUGCUAAUGAGGUGCCUACCCCCCUUCUUCCGAUAAUGAAGAUGAAGAUGAAGACAAUCUUGAAGUACAAACAAGGGAAAGGGUGCAACAAAUGUGUGUGAACAUUGAAGAAAUCAAAACAAGUCUUCAAAGGCUGGAGAAAAGGGUGGAUGAGCAGCUUGGUGGAGUAAAAGACCUGCUGCUUCAGGUUAUUGAUAAAGUCAACAUUGCUUUACAGGAAAAGGGGGGUCCAUCUGCCCCAAGUCAUCAUGAAAAAGACACGGAAGUUUGUGCACCACAUGGUGAAGAUCAAAAUAUGUCUACACAUGGUGUUGACAAUGCUAGGACCGUGGGUGAAGGAGAUAAUUCUGUUCCUGUUAUUCCUGAAGAUCAGAAUAUGUUUACUGAGCCUAUUGCAACUGAGGCUGAAGAAGAUAACUCCAACGAUGUUGUUGGUGAACAACAAAAGGGACUACAAACUGAUCCUGUAAUGAAUGUAGUGGCUGAGUUGAAGGAGGGUACUCUUGAAGAACACAUGUAUGAGGACUGUCCCACUCCCACAGAUCUUUUGAUCUCCUUGAAUGAGGUGGGAGAUGACUCUGCUUUGACACCCCACGCUCCUUUUGCAAACUUGGAUUGGGACCUUGGUGAUGAAGUUGGAACCGGCGGUGUAGACAUGAUGGCCCUCGAAGAAGCUACUAUGAAAGAAGUGAGGAAGAGAAAGAGGUUGCCGUCAAAGUACAUUUGCAGCCCAUUCAUAGCUCCCGCCGCAAAGAGGCCUAAGGUUGGAGGCACCAAUAACCGAGCUCUACCACAACAAAGUGAUGAAGAAUGUCAAUCCUUCAAGGCAUGGGUGGAGGAAGAUGAUGAGGUUGAACCGUGCGUAAUUGAGAUAGCUAUCCCAUCAUCUUACCCGACAAAUAGGGCCUUCUUCCGAGAACUGAUUGAUGAAACCGGAUGGCUAAGCAGCCAAGUGAUUGAAUAUAUGGACUAUUUCAUUUUACAAUAUUUUAGUUCAAUGGUUUUUUUAGGCUUUGAUAAUUUUUUUUAGCAUUUGGAUGCACUUGUUCUUCUGUUUCGCGAAUGCAUACACGCCGAGGCCUAUGAACUCUUGAGUCCUUUGUUCGCGUACCAACUUUUACGGAAGAAUAUAGAUGACGAUUCACAAUGGAGUGGGGAUCGAUUGCUUAACAAAAUGGACUGGAGCUGGUAUGAUAAGGUGUUCAUGCCAUUGCACAGUGAUGGAAAACACUGGGUGCUGUCUGAAAUUGACCUUGUCAAUAGAAUCGUACGGGUAUACGAUUCUAUGAAGACCCGUAGGUUAGUUGGAUCUGUGAGGCUGUUGUGUGUGAGACUUCCACACCUGUUUCGAGUCAUAAAAUGCAACCCUGCUCUAAGCGCCACAGCAAAUUCACAGCCUUGGAAAGCGGAGGCAGUGGACGAUGUUCCACAACAGCACCCCGGGUCCGGUGUUUGCGGCGUCAUGGUUAUGGCCUUUGCCGAAGCACUGUUGCAGAAGUUGCCAUUGCUGCCCGAGUGUGCGUAUGAGAACAUGGAAGCGAAAAGAUGUGAAUUCGCAAUGAGGCUGUGGAGUUUGAGGAAGCGAUCAAGUUAGACAUAAUUAUUGGAGGAUGUGUUUGGGUGUACAACAUUUAUUUAACAUUACUUUUGGUUUUUGUGGCAACAUAUAUACAUACGAAGGAUGCUUUUGCUUGUGAAG
Molecule: messenger RNA, 4487 nt
Organism: Cuscuta epithymum
Lineage: Eukaryota; Viridiplantae; Streptophyta; Magnoliopsida; Solanales; Convolvulaceae
Source: the annotation of a GenBank genome assembly